Messenger RNA from Ipomoea nil (Japanese morning glory), 1594 nucleotides. Its product is annotated as NDR1/HIN1-like protein 12. The transcript has a single exon. The record is from RefSeq and is a predicted model, not a curated record. Bases 187 to 873 code for a protein of 228 amino acids. NCBI's taxonomy places the organism in Eukaryota, Viridiplantae, Streptophyta, Magnoliopsida, Solanales, Convolvulaceae. Gene Ontology annotation, biological process: defense response to other organism.
GCAAGAACAUAGUGACCUUUUUCUUAUUCUUUUCUUUCUACAUACAACCAAGCCAUUCCGCCGGCAUUACUUGCCACCUCCGCCACCUUAAUUUUCCACUACAAAUACAAACGCCGCGCCUACAGUGUCCUCAGCCGCAAUCUUCCGUUGCACAACAUAUAUAUACUUCAUUCCGACCCGAAAAAAAUGAACUAUUCCAGCGGCGGCCGCUUGCCGCUCCACCACCAAGACCCCUACUCCGGCGACGGCCCUCUGAAACGCCACCACAGCGCCCAUUACUAUGCGCACCGGGUGAAAGAGAGCCUAACCGCAAGGAUCUCCAAGCUAAUCUGUUCUCUCUUUUUAGGCCUUCUUGCUUUUCUGGGCAUCAUAGCUUUCAUUUUAUGGUUAAGUCUCCGCCCCCACAGGCCAAGAAUCUACCUCGAAGAUUUCUCCAUUCCCGGCUUGGAUAAAGAGAACGGGUUCGAGGACGCCGAGAUUAUCUUCAACGUUACCGCUAGAAACUCCAACCAAGGCAUCGGGUUUAACUUCGAUGCCAUGCAGGUCACCGUGUUCUACGAAGACCAAAGCAUAGGCGGCGCGUCGUUGUUAAUCCCCUUCUACCAGUCCCCGAAAAACACCACCGUUCUCGCCGGCGUUCUAAGCGGCGCGACGCUGACGGUGACUAACCAACGGUGGCAGCAGUUUCAGGCCGACCGGUCUCGCGGACUAGUGCUUUUCCGGCUGCAACUAACGUCGACGAUGAGAUUCAAAGUGUCGUCGUGGCACAGCAAACAUCAUAGGAUGCAUGCUAAUUGCCCGGUCGGUGUCGGAAAAGAUGGCACCAUCACGGCAGAUUACAAAGGAAAGAGAUGCCCGGUUUAUUUUAGCUAACAUUUAGGACCUAUGAACUAAUGUUUAAAAUUAAAUUUGCUUGUAACUAAUUAACUAUUUUUCCAUCCCAAAAGUUCUAAAUCAAAACAAUAAUAAAUCUGUUGAGAUAAACCAAACAAGAAUCGAAAAUAAUGCCAGAAAGUAAAGAUUUACAUGAAGUUGUUUUUUAAUUAUCAUCCUGCAGUACAUAUGAGAUAUACACAACAAAAUCUCUUUUCUGAACUUUUUUGAGGUCUGAUUCAUAAAGAAACAGGAUAAACUAACAUGCAUGCAUGCUUUUGGCUUUAAUCUUUAGACAAAUCUUUAGAAUACGGUUUUCUUCAAGACAGUGCCGUUCUGUCCUAAAUCAGUUCCAUUAACUGUCACAUUGUAUACAUAAGCUUCAUAAUCCAUCUUAUGAUGCUUUGUUUUCCACUUGAAUAUCCUAUACUGAACCGUCGUCUCCAAGCCAAUCUUGAAACUUACAUUUCCACCUAUAAUCUGCUGCAAAAACUGCAGGUCAGCUAAUUUCAUUUCCACUGCCCUCGUAGUAUCAUUCUUGCACGGCUGAUAGAAGCCCGGGGUGGAAUUCUUUGCGACAACAAUUCCAUUGUGGUUCAUAGUGAAGUAGAUGUCGCUGUAGUAUAUGCUCAUACCCUUGUUGGGAUUCGAGAUUUCGAUGCCUAACCUGACAGAAGUAAUGUUGUGAUGAUCUGUUGUAGAAUUCUUGGUAUCUGAAGGA